CUCAAUAACUUUCCUGCGUGAUGCACAUCAAUAACAGGCUCUCUGAUUGGUCAGGGAUACAUGACCCGGUGUGCAUUUGUGGCUUUCCUUGGGAAUAAUGUAAUGUUUUAUGAUUUGUAAUGUAUUAUCAGCACCUUAAAGCAUUUUGUCUCAAUUUUGAGUGACAUUUUGUUGAUCGUCUUGGAUCUGGGAAACGAUGUCGGCCGCAGAAGGCGAUCGCAGUUCGGAACAACUGAAUAAAUUCGAGCAACUGACAGUGAGGCCUCCACUCAGAGUAGCAGGUCUCCAUAUGCCCCCAGCUCGGAGCGGGCAUCGCUGCGUGGCAGACAACACCAACCUGUACGUGUUCGGGGGGUACAACCCGGACUACGAUGAGUCGGGUGGCCAGGAGAACGAAGACUACCCACUGUUCAGGGAGCUGUGGAGGUACCACUUUGCCACGGGCACCUGGCAGCAGAUCCGCACAGAGGGCUACAUGCCCACCGAACUGGCCUCCAUGUCAGCUGUUUUACAUGGGAACAAUCUGCUGGUGUUCGGUGGCACCGGCAUUCCCUUUGGGGAAAACAACGGGAAUGACGUCCACGUCUGCAAUGUCAAGUACAAGCGGUGGUCGCUGCUCAACUGCCGAGGGAAGAAGCCCAACCGAAUCUACGGACAGGCGAUGGCCAUCAUUAACAGCUUCCUAUAUGUGUUUGGGGGAACGACGGGCUACAUAUACAGCACAGAUCUGCACAGACUGGACCUGACCACCAGAGAGUGGAUCCACCUCAAACCCAACAACCCACCAGACGACCUGCCUGAGGAACGGUACAGGCAUGAAAUAGCACAUGACCGUCAGAGGAUAUACAUCCUGGGAGGAGGAACCUCCUGGACCUCCUACCCGCUGGACAAGAUACAUGCGUACAACCUGGAGACAAAUUCCUGGGAAGAGAUCUCAACCAAGCCUCACGAUAAAAUAGGGUACCCUGCUCCCAGGAGAUGUCACAGCUGUGUGCAGAUACGGAACGAUGUGUUUCUAUGUGGAGGUUACAACGGGGAAGUCAUAGUGGCUGAUCUGUGGAAGAUCAACCUGCAGACGUUCCAGUGGACCAAGCUCCCAGCAGUGAUGCCUGAGCCAGCCUAUUUCCACUGUGCUGCUGUGACCCCGGCUGGCUGCAUGUACGUCCACGGCGGCGUGGUGAACAUCCACGAGAACAAGCGGACUGGUUCCCUGUUUAAGAUCUGGCUGGUGGUGCCCAGCCUGCUGGAGCUGUGCUGGGAGCGGCUGCUCAAGGCCCACCCCCAGCUGGCUCAGUUGCCCACCAUGCAGCUCUUCCACCUGGGCCUCACACAGGAACUCAUCGAGCGCUUGAAAUAAAGGAGGGAGGAUGGAUGGAAUGAUAGAUGGACGGAUGGAUGGGAGGAGAUGUCGGGCGGAGAGCACAGGAUUUAUUUUGAAGGGGGUCGCCUUUAAGGAGUUGAUGGUCCCUCUGCCUACGUAGCCCCGCCUUAAAACCAAAAACAAUGGGAUUCUUUUUUUCGUUGUGUUUGGACUUCUGAUGAUUUUAAAGGGAAUCCAAGUGGAAUGUUUCAUGCCCCAGCCCCGUCCCACCCCCAUGCCCCCGCCCCGCCCCCAUCUUGCCUUUGUGUUAAGCAAGGUCGCCGCCCCAGCACACACACACGCCUCCAGCCUCUCAAUCUGCCUGCCUGCAGACCCAGAAAUCAUUUACAGAUUCACGACAACCCCUCACUACUUUCUCAUUUUAUAUUGGCCUUCAUGACUUUAAUAAGAAUGUCAUUUCAAAGGAAAGGGUGCAUGAUUAUUAUUUAUUCUGGAUUUCUCUCUACGUGCAAUUAGGAAAGUUAGACAGACUUGGAGUCAGGUGACAGUUGGCAUGUUUUGUGUUACAAGGGGAAAGUAGUAUUGGUACCACCCUCAUGCGAGACUGGUAUGACAGACAGACGCAGGUUGUUGUCAGCACUUUUCCCUAUUCAAGGCUUAUUAUGAAGGGAUAAUGUCUGAUUUUAAUUGUUGAUUAUUUGUGUGAAGAGCAGACGGAUGCUACUGUAGUUGGGUCUCUAGUAGAGCACUUCCCUUUCACCUCAUCUCACAGCACACUCCUUAUAAUACCCAUUUAACACUCUGAUAGUUAUCAGAUAUACAUACAGUUAUCUCUGAUAUACAGGUAUCUCUGACAGUUAUCUCUGAUAUACAGGUAUCUCUGACAGUUAUCUCUGAUAUACAGGUAUCUCUGACAGUUAUCUCUGAUAUACAGGUAUCUCUGAUAUAGUUAUCUGAGUGUGUCCCAAAUGGCACCCAAUUCCCUAUAUAGUGCACUACCCUUCUUAUCUCCACCAUAGUAGAACAUAUAAGCAUAAGAGUCAAAACACCUGGUCUCCAUUCAUUCUGAACCGUAUCAGUCACUUUAGUUCUUCAGUAUACUUGCGAUAGUCCAUUUGUAAACUAAAUCAUCUGAUCACUGUGAAUAUGGUGCUACUUAAAUUACUUUAAAAUGUUUUUAUUUUAAAAAAAUAUUUAAUUUCUGUUCCAACUUUUACUCCCUCUUUGCUGAUAAUUUUUUUUGGGGGGGUCCAUUUUAAGUAGAAUACUAACAUUGAUCUGAUUUAUUCAGUGCCUUUCCCAAAGUUUAAAUGAUAUUGAAGUACCACAAGCUAGAAAGAAGGAAAUGUGAUGAGUAAUGGUUUAGUUUGAUCCAAACAUACUGACUGUUUAGGAAUGACUCUCUGUUUCUGAUUGUUCUUCCUUUUCUAUCAUUCCCCUCACACCGAAGAGAACAUAUGCACCACUUGGGUAGACAGUGCAUUGGUCAAUCUUUUAACUCUGCCCUUUCCAAACACAUUCAACUGCUCCAUUGUCAAGCGAUCACUGGACAAAUAGUUAAAGAAAGCAGCAAUAAUGUGAGCAGAGUAAUAUUGAAUUAUGCUGCUGUAUUUAUGAAUGAAUUACAGUUUGUAUGUUGUUGUACUUGUGGGCCGAAUCCAAAAAGUAGUAAGUAUUCUGCUGUUAAAUAAAAAAAAUGUAUGCAGAGUGCCAGGGUAAAAUAAUCAACACAGUUCAGAUGAUAUGCUGAGAUGGGGACGUGUUUUAACGCCAAAUAUUAUUGCACCUUGAAUUCAAUGCCAUUAAAAUCUGCCUUGUGGGACAAAAUAGUAUUUAUUGAUCGUUGCCAUGGGGAUAGUUUAAAAUGUCAAUGACUACCCAUGAUUCCCUGCGCCCCAUCAAGGAAAUGCCUAAAUCUGUGCCUGUCCUCGUUCUAUUCCCCCUCUUCUUCUCCUCUGCGUGACGACAACAUAGGCUCCCAGUAUGCAUGAUGUCAUGACAGUCACCUUUUAUGUUGGAAAACAAGUUGUCUCCCCUGGACUUUAAUCCUUGCUGUGCAGCAAAUGGUUAAGGCGACCACUGAAUUGAUAAUUGUAUUUGUGAAUUUUUUGUUUCGAUUGUUGACGAGUCAAUAAAAAUGUACUGUAAAUA
This is a messenger RNA of Coregonus clupeaformis (lake whitefish), 3472 nucleotides long. Its product is annotated as kelch domain-containing protein 10-like. Gene Ontology annotation, biological process: positive regulation of stress-activated MAPK cascade. Gene Ontology annotation, molecular function: protein binding. The transcript is spliced from 9 exons. Bases 197 to 1357 code for a protein of 386 amino acids. NCBI's taxonomy places the organism in Eukaryota, Metazoa, Chordata, Actinopteri, Salmoniformes, Salmonidae. The record is from RefSeq and is a predicted model, not a curated record.